AUGAGUUGGUAUUGCUGUGAUUCAUCGUCCCGACUCAAUAAAGCACUGAAAAAGAUAAAUGGCAAACUGAGGCAGCACCCUUCCUCUGAUUUGACUGUUUCGCCUAAGAAACUUACACAACCUGCUUACAAAGAUGAGCCUAAUAACACGGCUGAAAGAGCUAUCAACGACAGUUGUCCACCUAUCGCGGAAAUUUAUACUUACAGACAGCUAGCUGAUGCAACACAUAACUUCAAUCGUAAAUGUCUGGUGAAUGUAGGCAUCUUUGGGAAUGUUUACAGAGGACAACUCGGAGAAGCAAGAGAGAUUGUAGCGAUUGAACAUUUGGACAGAAAUGGAUCACGAGGAGAUAGUGAAUUUGAUGUACAGGCGAUGAUGUUGAACCUCCUAAAUCAUCCAAAUGUGAUCAAUCUUACAGGAUACUGUACUCGAGGAAAUGAUAGGUUUUUAGUUCAUGAGUAUUUGCCUUUGGGAUCCUUAGACAAGCAUCUGCACGACAGAUCAUCUCUGCAUACACCAACAUUAGAUUGGCACACGAGAACGAGAAUAGCUCUGGGGACUGCUAACGCGUUAGAAUAUCUGCACAAUAAAGCCAACCCUCCUGUCAUAUAUCGCAAUCUGAAACCCUGCAACAUCUUACUAGACAAUGACUAUAAUGCUAAGCUCUCUGAUUUCAGCCUGUCAAAGUUUGGACCUAUUUGUGAUAAGGAACAUGUUUCUGUGAGAGUUCGGGGAACAUUUGGCUACAUUGCACCGGAAUAUGUGAAAAGAGGUUUUUUGUCUGUCAAGGCAGAUGUAUACAACUUUGGAAUUGUUUUGUUAGAGUUGCUCACAGGUCGAAGAGCUGUCGACAUUAUAAGGGAAACUAAGGACCAGGAGCUGUCCUAUUGGGCCAAUCGAAUGGUAUUGAAGAAAUCAAAGAAGAUUCUAGAGUUAGCAGACCCGCUUCUGCAGGGGAAUUUUCCAUCUCGAAGCUUCUACCAAACAUUCGCGGUGGCAGCCAUGUGCCUUGUAGAAAAUUUAACAGCACGACCCAUGAUGAGUGAUGUAGUGGCCGCCAUCUCGUACAUUUCAUCCGAUUGCAACCUUGACAACACGAAUAAUUCUCCACUACAUGAAGCCUAAUUGAGUAGAGCAUAUUAUAGGGAUGAAUUGCACAAUACCAAAACAUCAUUCUUAUGGACAGCAGCAUCAUUCUAAUAUGAAUAUAUGAUGCUUGUUUUCUUUUCAAUCUCAUUAUUGCAGUAUAUGAUGCUAAACCUUGGUAUACCCCUUGUCCCUCUAUUGCUUAUUGUUCUUAUGUUUUCAAUACUCUCUUUGUAUUUUUUUUAAUUGUAUGUAUCAACACUUCUCUAAAUUGAUUGUUUUUAAGCGUAAUUGCGCAAUAUACUUGAAAUAAUUGAACCUUUGGAGAGUCUAUUAUGUA
Messenger RNA from Chenopodium quinoa (quinoa), 1426 nucleotides. Its product is annotated as probable serine/threonine-protein kinase PBL7. The record is from RefSeq and is a predicted model, not a curated record. Gene Ontology annotation, biological process: protein phosphorylation. Gene Ontology annotation, molecular function: protein kinase activity; ATP binding. Lineage: Eukaryota; Viridiplantae; Streptophyta; Magnoliopsida; Caryophyllales; Amaranthaceae. The transcript is spliced from 5 exons. Bases 1 to 1125 code for a protein of 374 amino acids.